AUGCGGGUCAACCAGGUGGUGCUCGAGGCCAAGAGCGGGAGUGUCCUGGACAAGGCCUUCUUGCUGGGUGCUCUGGCGCUGCACCACGAGAUCACGGCUGUCGCGGCGCCCGGAGGCAACUUCACCUCUUUGUGCGUUCAGAUGCCGAGCGAUGGCCAGCCCUGCUUCAUCAGGUCGGUGCUCGGCGUCUGGGACUACGACGCGAGCGCCCUGAGCGCGGACGCCGACCCGCUCGCCACGCUCAACUCGGACGGCCAAUCGCAAGACGACCUCCAGAGCCUGCUGGGCGGGCUGACGUUCUCGGGCACGGACGUGCAGAGCGCACAGGCCAUGAUGAUGACCUACUUCAUGGAGAACGGCCGCGAGGAGGGCGAGUCCGGUUACACCGAUCCGGUCGCCGAGGAAUGGGAGUCGGAGCUGCUGACCCUUCUCGGCUGCGACGCCCCGAUCUGCGACGACGACGACAACUGCGCCUGCAGCUACGACUCCGCCCACUUCAGGGUCUUCGCUCGGGCCGAGCGCUCCUUGGGCGACGCCUUCGGAGACGUGAUCCGCGGCGACGUGGGGCUUAUCAACGGCGCUUUCAUGCUCAUGAUCAUCUACCUUGUCCUGAACCUGGGUGGCCUCUGCCACAAGAUCGAGUCCCGUGCGCUCCUGGCCGUCGGCUGCACGCUCUCCAUUGUCCUGGCGGGAGCCGCGGGCUAUGGCCUGGCCGCGUGGAUGCAGUUCCCCUACACGCCGGCGCACGGCAUCCUGCCCUUCGUGAUCCUGGGCAUCGGGGUUGACGACUCCUUUGUGAUCAUGAACGCGUUCGACCGCACGAGCCCUGCGCUCCCGGUGUCCGAGCGCAUCGCCAAGGCGAUCUCCCACGCUGGGGUCUCGAUCAUGGUGACGUCCCUGACGGACUUCGUGGCCUUCGCCAUCUCCGUCUCCUCUGCCCUGCCCGCCCUGUCCUCCUUCUGCAUGUACGCCGCGCUUGCCGUGCUCAUGCUGUUCCUGCUGCAGAUCUUCUUCUUCGCGGCCCUGGCCACGUUCGACGCCCGCCGCGUGGCUGCCGGGAGGAUCGACUGCUGCCCGUGCAUCGGCCCCAGGGGCUGCCCCUGCUGCCCCACGACGCCAGCGGAGCUUGCCGCGGCGGCCAUCGAGAAGGGCGGGAAGGACCCCAACCAGAUGCUCUGCUCGCCGCCGCAGCACAAGGGCGGCCGCAUCGGCCAGUUCCUGCAGCGUGCCUCCGCGCCCAUGCUGGCGAGCCCGGCAGUCAUCGCCGUCGUGAUCGUGCUCUUCUCCGGCCUCUGCGGGGUCUGCGCGUGGCAGGCCUCUGAGCUCGCCGUGCAGGACACGCAGCGCAAUUUCAUCCCCGACGACUCGUACGCCGCCAGCUUCCUCAACAAGGCCGACGUCUACUUCAGCGGCAAUGGCCAGUCGGUGGACAUUGUCACGCUGGGCGGGGACUACUACGCGGCCCAAGCGGGGCUCACCAGCAUCUCCAGCAAGCUCAGCGCCCUGGACUUCGUCAAGCCCGCCACAGAGGCGUCGUUCCGCUCCUGGGCGGAUGCGUUCAAGGCCGCCUGCCUGGCCGGCUCGGCCGCCCAGGCCGUGGACAGCGGCGGCCUGGUGACCAGCGAGACCGAGUACUACAGCUCCCUGGCCGCGUGGCUCCAGGGCGCGGGGGCCCGCUACAGCGGCGACGUCGUCUGGGUGGACGAGGCCGACCCGGCGCAGGGCAUCAAGGCCUCCCGGUUCAGCGCCGAGCUCGAGGCUAUGAACCGUGUGGUGGCUGGGCGCCUCGUCGUGGACGCGGAUCGCGCCAUCGAGGUGAUGGACGAGCUGCGAGAGACGUGCGAGAGCUGGAACGACCUCCCGGGGGGGAGCGCCAUGCCGUACUCGUAUAACUUUCUGAGCUGGGAGACGUUCCGCAUCAUCAAGAAGGAGUUGUUCCAGAGCGUCGGCUUGUGCCUGGCCGCAGUCUUCGUCAUCGCGCUGGUGCUGCUUGCCCAUCCGCUCACGGCCCUACUGGUCUUCCUGGUCGUGGUCAUGACCGUGGUGGACAUCCUGGGGUGCAUGAACAUGUGGGGCCUCGCGAUCGACAACGUCUCCGUGAUUCAGCUCGUCAUCUCAGUCGGCCUGUGCAUCGACUACGCCGCACACGUGGGCCACAAUUUCAUGCUGCACCAGGGUACGCGCUCGCAGCGUGUGGUCGCGACGCUGGGCGAUGUCGGCUCCGCGGUAUUGUGCGGGGGGAUCUCGACGUUCCUCGGCGUGCUGCUCCUGUCGCUGUCGAAGAGCUACGUCUUCCGCGUGCUCUUCCAGACCUUCUUCCUGACGGUGAUCCUCGGCCUCGCGCACGGCCUGAUCUUGCUCCCGGCGCUCCUCGCCGCAUUCGGCCCCGAUCCAUACCAGGGGUCGACCACGGCGGUCGAGGACCUCGCCGCGUCGAAGGCCUCCGACAAGGAGCCGGCCGCAGACAACGCGGAACCGACGGCCUCCGACAAGGUGCCGACUGGAGAGCAGCCCGCCCCAGAGGUGCUUGGUGCCUGA
Messenger RNA from Prorocentrum cordatum, 2538 nucleotides. NCBI's taxonomy places the organism in Eukaryota, Dinophyceae, Prorocentrales, Prorocentraceae. The record is from the annotation of a GenBank genome assembly.